This is a messenger RNA of Babesia ovata, 4044 nucleotides long. RefSeq names its product DNA repair protein. Gene Ontology annotation, cellular component: MutSalpha complex; nucleus. NCBI's taxonomy places the organism in Eukaryota, Apicomplexa, Aconoidasida, Piroplasmida, Babesiidae. The coding region runs from base 1 to 4044 and encodes 1347 amino acids. Gene Ontology annotation, molecular function: ATP-dependent DNA damage sensor activity; mismatched DNA binding; ATP binding. The transcript has 3 exons. The record is from RefSeq and is a predicted model, not a curated record. Gene Ontology annotation, biological process: mismatch repair.
AUGCAGCUUGGGAUUAAAGCUUUCUUUGCGACGGUGCCAAGGACUGCCUCCAUCGGCAGCAAGGGCACACCGCCGUCCGAUACGAAGAACGCCGUGGCUAAGGAUGUCGUUGGUAUUGCCGCCGUCGAGAAGCCUCCAGUCGAUUCAGAGGUUGGAAAGGCUGUAGAAGAUGCGAAGGUUCCGUCGUUGUCGCCAUCUCUCCGCAAAUGUGACCCUAUCAAGGAUGAAAGCGCCUUGAAGCGCACCGACACGUGCGACACCGUCGAGACCGGGGACCAGCCCUCCGAUUCCAUGGAUACCUGUCGAGUGUCCACUUCCGAUGCUUCUCAGCAGGAUGCUUUCGAUGACGCUGACGAAUCGCCCAUUUGCCGCAAGCGCAGUCUGAUGUUCGACAGCGGCUUCGUGCCUGAAAAGUUGAAGUGCACCGACAUCACUGACGAGUUCAUCGGCGCCCACCUGGAUGUCAUUGAAGAUUUCAUCGCCCAAAGCAGCGCAGGCGGUUCGUAUACGGCUGGACAACAGGGGGGUCAGGUUGGAGAUGACGCCUCCCAAGACACUCCAAAGGGAUGCCCAACUUCGACAGUGUCACCCAACGAAAGGACUGCUUCGUUGAGCCCCGUUGAUAACGUGAUAUCCAGUAUAGGAACUCUUGGCUCGCUACGUGCCAGUGGAGCCCGUCCUCCUGAUGUAGACGACGAGCCCGUCCAAGGUCGGCGCAAGCAGGCGCGUAAGGGGGCCCGCGGAUCAUCGGGCAAAGCUGAUAGCGCGGCCUCCAAACAGGCUGAAACGAAGUACGUGGGCCACGAAGGUGAUGUUGAGGAGCUGACUUUUGUGGACCGCGGUGAGGGUGAGGGGGGCGCGGCAGUCGCCACUGCAGGCAAGCUUACCGUGGGCUCCGAGAAGUUCUCUGCAUGCUCCCAGAGCGUGGAUUGCGUCACUGAUGAGGAGCGCAAGAAGUACCUGACGUGCCCCGCCAGCCAGAAGAGUCGGUGUUUCAAGGCUUAUGUCGAACACUACUACCGUUACAACGACACUUUCGUGUUUCCGCCUUGGGUACAGAUCCGCGAGAUUCGCGACCGCAACGGGCUGCGCCCCACCGAUGAAUCCUACGACCCAAGCACGUUGUGGGUUCCCUCGCGAAGCCACCGUUGGGCGGUCGCGUUCCGCAGCUGCCAUUUCACGGAGUGCAUGCAGCAGUGGUGGUACGUGAAACAGGACCGCUUCGACCAGCUGCUAUUUUUCAAGAUGGGUCGCUUCUACGAGCUGUUUUACCACGAUGCGUGCAUCAUACAGGAGAUUUGUAACUUGCGUUGGAUGGGCUCUGAGGCCAAGCCGCACGUGGGCUUCCCCGAGAAGAGUUUACAUAUUUACGCGUCUGCCUGCGUUGCAAGGGGGUACAAGGUGGUGGUAGUCGAGCAGACUGAAACCCCGCAGCAGCUAGAGCAGCGCAACCGAGAAAGUGGGCAACGCCAGAACACCGUGUCUCGUGCUAUUUGUGAGAUCAUCACGCCGGGCACCAUCACCAGGCCCGACAUGUUGGGCACGCAGUCCAAGCAGUUGCUGCUGAUCGCAGAAGCAGUUAUGCCUCCGACUUCAGCGGGACUACCCGGUACAAUGGCCGCAAAUGCAGCCGAGACGCCGGCAGCGCCUUCGGGCGACACUGGUGAUCUUGCGCAACCCUCAACCCCUACUGCCCGUUCUGAAAAGAACCCGAGCUUUUCAAAUCCCUCCACACUCUCUUCAAGGCGUAGGAACAAUCGGUUUGGUUUUAGGCGGCGCCAGGCUGAAGAGAUUAAGGAUUUGCCAGGUGAGCGCUUUUUGUGCGUCUGUUCGAUGGACGUCUCCAUGGGAACGAUUUCGCUGGGUAUGGUCGACAUUUCCCUGGGUUUGGGAGAGUUGAGGGCGCUUGUUGCGUCGGUUAAUCCGGCUGAGGUCGUCGUCGACGCCACCACCAUAGGCUCAUUGAAUGAGCUGUACGGUAUGACGGUUUACAUGGGGUUCGAGCUGACGUCCUUCAACUGCGCGCACCAAUUCACCCCGGAAAAUGUCGGUAAUAAGGACGCCAAAAUCGCCGAAGUCGACUACGGCGCUUUCGAGGAACGCGCAAAGGCUGCCCUCGGCAGCAGCAACGCUGUCUACGAGAGGUUGAUGCUUCUGCUUCAGCGCUACCUGCGCUCUGUGAUGCUGGAUAAUCUGUUGAACUAUUGCGCGGUCAAGACACUUGGCGGCGACAACUACCAGUAUAUGACGCUGGACGGUGCCGCCCUGACCCAAUUGGAGCUGUUCAAGUCCCAGGAGGGCGACAACUCGGUGUGUCUGUUUGGGUUCUUGAACAAGACGUGCUGCCCCUUCGGCGAGCGCAUGCUGCGUCGCUGGGUGCUGAAACCGCUGAUGAGCGCGAAGCGCAUCAAUGCGCGCAACCUGACGGUAGACUUCUUGAGUCGCAACUUCUCCAUUUGCAGCACUUACCAGGAUCAGUUGUCGCUUCUUCCCGACCUCGAGCGGUCCUUCGGCAAGGUGCUAAACGCCGCUGCUGGCUGCUAUAAGAUGGCAGUGUACUUUGAUGAGGGCGUGUUCACCAAGAUUUAUGAUCUGCAUCUGCUGCUCGCUAACUUCGACCGUCUUCAGCAGCACGUAUCAACGUUCUUCUCCGAGGCUGCGGAGUACGGAGAGCAGUGCCCAGCGCUGCUGAAGGAAAUGUGCUCCAGCGUGUCCAAGGUAACCACACACUGCGAGGAGCUGAAAGCCCGUCUGAGCGUCACCGGGUUGAAGACCUGCAGCAGCCGCCCUGGCGUGUGGAAGGAAUCUGACGAAGUUCGCGGCCGCAUUUCAGCAACAAAGUCGCGUCUAGACGAACUGCUUGUUGAGAUUCAGAAGACUUGCCCAUCGGCUUGCUUCGUUCACACCAAAUUCCGUUACGAGGUCGAGCUCAAUGAACGCGACUACCGCCGUUUGUCCAACAGCGGGAAGUCGCUCGAGGUGACGUCGACAAAGGCAGGCCACGUGCGUGUGCGCACCAACCGCAUAGUAUCGCUGGUGAAUGAGCUGGAGGAGCACGAAUUCGCCCUGACGCAGAGUGAGCUCACGUUCUUCCAGGAUGCAGUGAAGCUGUUGCACGACCGCCGUGGUGUGUUCAGCGGGCUGUUGGUUACCGCCGCGGAGUUAGACUGUCUGUGCAGCCUUGCUUCUGUGGCUAAGCAUGCAGUGAUCCCGUUAGUUCGCCCUGAGGUUUUCGAGCGCGGCUCCUCCGAGCCCUACAUGUAUGUGCGUGCAAGCGCCCACCCCGUUGUGUCGCAACUCACCCCCGACUCCUUCGUGCCUAACGACAUCCAUCUGAACCAUGAGGACUACGGCAGGCUACUGCUCAUCACGGGCCCCAACAUGGGCGGUAAAUCGACUCUACUGCGCCAGACGGCGCUAUGUGCCAUAAUGGCACAGAUCGGCUCUUUUGUGGCUGCUUCGGAAUGCAAGAUGACGGUGGUGGACCGCAUCUACACCCGCUUAGGGGCUUCGGAUAACCUGAUACAGGGCAAGAGCACCUUCUUGGUGGAGAUGGAGGAAGUGUCAUCUAUAUUGCAUACGGGCACUAAAGACUCCCUGGUGUUAGUCGACGAGCUGGGAAGGGGCACUUCGACGUUCGACGCCACUGCCAUUGCUGCCGCGUGUCUGGAGAAGAUCGACUCCAUCGGAUGCCGCUGCUUGUUCACAACUCACUUCCAGGAGGUCUGCGCGUACGCUCUGAGGCUCCCCAAGGUCACGCUGUGCCACAUGACGGCAUCCUUCGACGACGAGGAGCGUACUCUGACGUUCCUGUACAAGCUGGCGCAGGGGCAGUGCCCCGAGUCGCACGGCAUCCACGUCGCUCGUCUCGCCGGAAUCCCCGCCAACGUGCUCGAGAUGGCCGAGAAGGUUUCUAGACGGUUCCGCGCGCAGAAGCGCUCGCCGGCCGCGACGUUGGGGGCGCUGUUAGGCGCACACUCUCGCGGGGACGAGACCAUGCUGCGCGCACUAUACGAGGAGCUACGGCAACCGGAUGGACCGUGA